Paramisgurnus dabryanus is the source of this 678-nucleotide messenger RNA. It is a transcript of the gene ppil1, whose product is annotated as peptidylprolyl isomerase (cyclophilin)-like 1. Gene Ontology annotation, biological process: protein peptidyl-prolyl isomerization; protein folding. Lineage: Eukaryota; Metazoa; Chordata; Actinopteri; Cypriniformes; Cobitidae. Gene Ontology annotation, molecular function: peptidyl-prolyl cis-trans isomerase activity. The record is from RefSeq and is a predicted model, not a curated record. Gene Ontology annotation, cellular component: catalytic step 2 spliceosome.
UGCAACAACGAGGAAACUUGAUCGGUAGCUUCCUUAUCACGCCAGGGACACAUUUAAAAAUAAAAUUAAUAUAUUCUCUUUCAAAAAUAUUAUUAGUUGCUCAGCAAACAUGGCUGGCAUACCACCGGAUUCGUGGCAACCCCCUACAGUAUCGUUGGAGACUACUAUGGGAACAAUCGUGCUAGAACUGUACUGGAACCACGCGCCAAAAACGUGCAAAAACUUCGCAGAGUUGGGGAGAAGAGGAUAUUUCACCAACACCAAGUUUCACCGCAUCAUCAAAGACUUUAUGGUUCAAGGGGGCGAUCCAACUGCAACAGGUCGUGGAGGUGCAUCUAUAUAUGGCAAGCAAUUUGAGGAUGAAUUGCAUCCAGAAUUGAAAUUCACUGGAGCUGGAAUUCUUGCGAUGGCCAAUGCAGGGCCCGAUACAAACGGAAGCCAGUUUUUCCUCACAUUGGCUCCUACACAGUGGCUGGAUGGCAAACAUAGUAUAUUCGGCAGAGUGUGCCAGGGCAUGGGUGUUCUUAAUCGUAUUGGCAUGGUUGAAACGAAUAGUCAGGACCGUCCUAAGGAUGACAUUAAAAUUCUCAGAGUGACUUUGCCUAACUAAGGCAUUUUCUGGUUCAUUUUUGUACAGUCAUUUUAUUACAAUAAACUUUCAGUUUUCAUAAAACAAAA